Camellia sinensis is the source of this 971-nucleotide messenger RNA. NCBI's taxonomy places the organism in Eukaryota, Viridiplantae, Streptophyta, Magnoliopsida, Ericales, Theaceae. The record is from RefSeq and is a predicted model, not a curated record.
CAGCACAAUGAAAAGUCUUCAUCAGCUGGUUUAAUUGGCAAUGACAACACUGCAUCUGUGCUGAAAUCACUACCAAAUUACAAAUAAGAGUGAUACACUUUAUGUGGAUGGAUUUUAUAUUGCAAGGAAUUGAUACAGGGCCCCAAACUUUUGCUGUCUAUAAAAUCAGCCACUAGCCAGUCUCUUUGAGAUGCAUAUCCUUGCAUAUCCUAUCUUAACUUCAUGCUUGAUUCUCUGCUGUAUUGGUUUGGUUUUUAACCUUUUAUGGUUGAUAAGCUGCUAAUACUGUUUCAAAUCAUCAGGAAAAUGUGAAGACAAAACAUCCUCAGUUACUUUACGAAUCAAAGUUAUACAGAAUUCUACAGGGAGGAAGUAAUGACUGUUUUUAUUAAUUUAUUAUUUUAGUGGGACAAUUGAUCUGUUAUGAGCUCUUUUGCUCAUAUAUUUGAUACUCUUUUCUGUUUAUAACACUUCUGAAAUAUUACAGCUGGAAUUUCGCAUGUGAGAUGGUUUGGAGUGGAGGGAGACUACAAUGUUCUAGUGAUGGAUUUGCUUAGACCCAGUGUUGAAGAUUUGUUCAAUUUUUGUAGUAGGAAACUUUCUUUAAAGACUAUUCUUAUGCUUGCAGAUCAAAUGAUCAAUCGAGUUGAGUCUGUCCAUUCUAAAUCCUUUUUACAUCGGGAUAUCAAGCCAGACAAUUUUCUUAUGGGCUUGGCAAGGCGUGUAACCCAGGUCGACAUCAUUGACUUUGGUCUGGCUAAAAAAUAUAGAGACACUACGACCCACCAACACAUUCCUUACAGGUGAGAUGAUUUUGAUUAGUUUAUUAUUUAAUGGACCCUAGUUGCCAUCUAUGCUCUCAUGAACACAUAAACACACUACACGUUAGCUCUGUUCUUUUUCAGAUACUCUUUAGUUUAUGUAGGGUCAACAAUUGAUAUACGAAUAAGUUUAGGAAUACAAAAACCGAU